Messenger RNA from Amborella trichopoda, 720 nucleotides. Lineage: Eukaryota; Viridiplantae; Streptophyta; Magnoliopsida; Amborellales; Amborellaceae. The record is from RefSeq and is a predicted model, not a curated record.
UUUUUCAUGUAGAAAGAUUAAAAAGUUGGGCCUGGCUCGAGCGGUUUGCAAUCAGUCGACCAUUCUGCCCCAAAAAAGGGUUACAUCUCGAAACUUAAUAGGGUUAGUGUAGGCUACAAUGUAAAAGCCAAGCUAGAAAAGUGCUUCCAUGGCCUUCUUCUGGUUUUCUGGGUUUUCAAAUUGAGGGGAAGAAUUGGAGAGGGGAGCGAUGCCAUGCCUCCGUCGACUGCGAAUUUCUAGAAUAUUAUUGGAGAAGGGAGCGAUGCCAUGCCUCUGUUGACUGAACGUUACAAAGUGGAGCACAUCUCGCUCAUUCGAGUUUGGCAGGAGACCACUGAAGGAUGGCAAAUUACACAAUAGCAUGACUCUUCGAGUGAUUUCUAUAAUGAAUCUUUGGGUCGAAAGGGAGAUAUUGGAGAAAAACCAAUUUAUUCGUUGCCUCAGGAUGUCGUCACACGUUAACUUACCCCAAAAUGAGAAUGAGAAGAGUUCUUCAUAUGAUUCUUCAUAUUGGGAGGGACGCUAUAUCCUACAAAAGUCAGACUCAAGCUUAUGGGAAUUCAAAAGAGUUGAAAGGAGGAAGAAGAAUCUCAAGACUUGUUAUGAUUUGAAACUCAAGAUCUUGAUGACCAAGUCUUGCGUGCCCAUAUACAAAAUGGAUACAUAUAUUUACAAAUGGCAAAGCAUGGUGUGGCUCCAUUCAGAGUAAGAUGGAAAGGU